AUGGAAAAGUGUUUUUUGUGCAAACAUAAAUUAAUUAACGUGGAGAAAUUAUUAUUACAUUUAAAAAUUCAGCACAAAUUAAAGCAAUUUGAUGAUUAUCGUUGCUUGCAUUGUGGACAAGUUUUUGGGCGCACUUUCAGCUAUAAGCGUCAUCUAUUAAGGCAUGGCGCCAAUGAAAAGAAAAAGUCUGCGGCUACAUCACCACGCAAACUGACAACAACAAAAGCAACAAUAACAACAACAGCUAUUACUACUGCAACAACGAAUAAUGUUGCUGCGUCGCAUUUAUCAGAAAAAAAUGAUAGCAAUUGUGAAAUUGCAGAUUUAAAUUUUGACGAAGCAGAACGUGAAAAUAAUAAUAAUAACAUUACUCAGUUGGACUUUCGAGAAAAUGUUUUAAAAUUCGUUCGUUUUAAUACUUCUCGUGCCAUGACUCUUAAAAUUAGCUAUAAACUUGAGCAACAGAUACUUUUGAUGUUUCCUACGGAGAAGCUGGAAUAUUACAGAUGCGACAGAAGAGGAAAAAUUUACUCCAGAUUUUGUUAUUUAAGGCAGUCGCUGAAAAAUAUAGAGAAAAAACAAUCUGCACCAGAAAGCCACGAUGGCUCAAAAGUCAUAUAUGAAGAUGUUGCAGCAGAUGCCGUUAAACGUCUUAGGUACGAGAAUGUAGAUGCAAGUGAGUUAAAUGAGCUAUGGCAACUAUCUUCUUCUAGCAGACUGGAAAAAAUUGUCAAUGAUUGUUUAAGUUUAUCAGAUAUUUUUAAGCUUUGGCCAGAGUAUAAGAAGCCAAUGGGAUACAGACUAGUAAUAUAAAAGGAAUACAAAUAUAUAAUUCUGUCUUGUAAUAUUUCUUUUUACAGAUUGAUUUAGAUUUUAAACAUUUGUAUUCAUCUGCUAACGAUAUUCUUGAUAUCUUUGAGCCGAAAAUGAAAAAAUUGUACGACUUCUUUUCUAAGCCAAAUACUUUGAAAGAUUCCAAUUGUAGUGUGCUUCUAAAAAAGCUAAGCGACGAUGUUGUUGCUAAAGGAGACACGUCCUAUAUUUUCACAACUCUUUGGUGUCUUCAUGAAUAUUUAUUUCCAACUGGGCGCGUGGUAUUCGCUGUUUUGAUGUCUGUUUUAAAUCCUACCAUAUAUUUAAUCUCAAAUAUCCGGAAGCAUCGAAUCACUUUUGGAAAUUUAUUGAAAUUUAUUUUUAUGAAAUAUCGUAUAAAAAUUCUAAAAACUCCCCAAAGGCCAGCAUUCUAAAAGCUGAAUUAAUGCACUAAUUU
Molecule: messenger RNA, 1270 nt
Organism: Teleopsis dalmanni
Lineage: Eukaryota; Metazoa; Arthropoda; Insecta; Diptera; Diopsidae
Exons: 3
Coding region: 1-813 (270 amino acids)
Source: RefSeq, a predicted model, not a curated record